UGAUUAUAUACCUACAACUCCAGCUCACAAACAUUGCCCCAGCCCCAAAGCUCUCUAGCUUUAUUUCUCUCAAAACUCCAAAUCCCUUAUUAAAGCUCUUGGAUUAACUCAUGCAAGUUCCAAAUAAUUCACCUUCAUGCAGAAACCUAAUCACCAUUCUCAGUAUUGAUGGUGGUGGAAUUCGGGGGAUCAUCCCGGGAGUCAUCCUUACUUUCCUAGAGUCUGAACUUCAGAAACUGGAUGGCGAAGAAGCAAGAAUAGCAGAUUAUUUUGAUGUGAUUGCCGGGACUAGCACUGGCGGCCUGGUGACAGCCAUGCUAACUACUCCUAAUGAAAAAAACCGUCCCCUGUUUGCUGCCAAAGACAUAAAAGACUUCUACCUCACCCACUGCCCUAACAUCUUCCCUCAAUCCAGGCGCGCAAGGGUGAUCUUGCGUAAUGAAUUCUCUGCGGCAGAGCGGAGGCGAGCAGGUAGUGAACGAGCUGAACGCAUCGACCCUAGACGGGCAGAGAGUAGCGACCACACUCGUCACUUCAAUAUAGAUCUCUGGGAUACAGAGCAGCUUUGAGGAAGUUAGUUACAAUCUAACGCUCGAUGCCCGAAACUGAGGUGAAUCCAUGAUUUGUGCGACCUGACCUCCAGAGGUUUUUCGAAUUUAGGAUCUCUGAAGAGAUCUCUGAUUAGUAACGAGCUGAUCCCUUAGACUUUUCAAAAUUUUAACUGUGGCGAAUCUCUGGGGAGAUUUGCCUAAGUCUCGAAUUUGUUACGAGCUGAUCAUUGAAGUUUGUCGCGAUCCGAUCCUUCGGAUUUUUCAACAAUUGUGGCGAAUCUCUGAGGAGAUUUGCUCAGGGCGUUUGGUAUUCUUUUGCUUUUAACAGAUACCCUUUUGCCUCCCCGCAAUAAAUGCUGGCUCAGCAU
Molecule: messenger RNA, 919 nt
Organism: Rubroshorea leprosula
Lineage: Eukaryota; Viridiplantae; Streptophyta; Magnoliopsida; Malvales; Dipterocarpaceae
Source: the annotation of a GenBank genome assembly